CAAAUCUCAAUGCAAGUUUGGACUUUAGAUUAGUAUAUUGUUAAUUGUACAUCUGUAAUGCAAGUCAAUCAUGAGACUAGAUUACUAGAGGCACAAAAAGUGACGUUAUGUUUGAAUCAUGAACUCAGCGCUGUCCAGGAGCAGAGUAAGUGCAGAGCAACUGGAUCUGCUAUUGACUUUUAUGGAAGAGCACCGUGACUUUGCAGCUGGCAAACAGUCGAUAUAUUCUCGCUUUAGCGCUAGUAAACUGUGGCGGCUACUUGCCGAGAGGUUAAACGCUGCGGCGGCAGACACGGGCGGUGCUCGGAAAUCACCAGAUAAGUGGUGCCGCUACUGGGCGGACGUUAAAUAUAAAGCAAGAAAGAAGUGUGCCGCCGGAGGUGCACUAGGUGACCUCUCGUCUGCAGAGGAGCGCUUACAGAAUAUUCUCAGUUGCAAAAACGAUUUAAACGCGGUGUCGGGCGGCGCGGCGGCUUCGGACGAGGAGCGCAAGGCUCUCGACGAGGACAUGUGCUCGGAGGGAUCCGCGCCGUUGGCAACCGACGAGCUGCUGGCCGAGGCCGCCAUGCGCACCGCGCUGGCCGCCGAGAAGCAGGCCGAGGCCGUCGUGCACGCCGUGGACCUGCUGCGAGACCUCGUGACGCUACUGCGCGAACGACCCCCCGCACCUCCGCCCGCGACCCACGACCACCUGGCCAUGCAGCACCAGCACCACCACCCGCUCUGAGCUUCUUGUCGGCCUCCACGAGCUCGACCGGCGCCAAACCCGUGAGCGCGGCCACGUCGGCGUACACGGCGUCGGCCCGGCGCCGAGCGCGCGCCGCCCCGUGGCGCAGCACGUCGCGCAGCAGCCGCGGCCGCGACUGCAGCU
This is a messenger RNA of Pieris napi, 871 nucleotides long. RefSeq lists its product as uncharacterized. The coding region runs from base 119 to 727 and encodes 202 amino acids. The transcript is spliced from 3 exons. The record is from RefSeq and is a predicted model, not a curated record. NCBI's taxonomy places the organism in Eukaryota, Metazoa, Arthropoda, Insecta, Lepidoptera, Pieridae.